AUGAUCGGGCAAACAGGGUUCAAGGAGUUUUCUAAAGAUGGUGAUCUCAUUAUCGGAGGAGUUUUCGCUUUGUCUACUACACGCAAAUUGAUUGACAAUGGCUACCACACAUUGCCGUAUACAUACUGCAAAAAGCUGAAUGACAGGGAACUGAAGUUUGCCAGGAUAGUGAUCUUUACAGUGGAGGAGAUCAACAGAGAUACUAAGCUCCUUCCUGGAUUGAGUCUGGGCUACAGGCUGUACAAUGGUUGUGGGAGUGAGAACCUGAUUCGAGCAGCAAUGGAAGCUGUAAACGGAGAGGACUCAAAGGGCUGCGCUGAUCAGAUACAGGCUCUCCUGGGCCAUUCCUCCUCCGGAGCAGUUCCCACAUUCUUCAGAACUGUGCCCAGUGACCGCUUCAAAUCACGGUCUGAGGUGCAGCCUCAUAAAUACUUUGACUGGCGCUGGGUGGGGAUCAUUUAUUCUCAGGGCGUGUACUCAGAAGAAGGUACAAUGGCAUUUGCAAAGGAAGCAGAAAAAGAGGGCAUAUGUGUUGAAGACCGGUUACCUCACUCAAAGACACAUGUAAAAUUUCCUGCUAUUGUGGAGGCUCUGAGGAAAUCCUCGUCCAAGGUGGUCCUCUUGUUUUUGCCCUUACCCUUCACCAUCGUUCUUGUGAAAUGAAGUAUAACAUCACUGGGAAAGCAAUGGGUUGGCAGUGAGGCUUGGAUCCUCAAACAGACCUGGCUUCUGAUGGGAGUAAGAACAUUUGCAGGGGCGAUGGGCUUUGCCUCCCAGGCCUCUCCAUCAGGUCUUGGUGAAUUCUUACUCAGCUUUAAACCCUCUGAUGAACCACAGGUGCUAGUUAAAGAUUUCUGGGAGUCGUUCUUGUGCAGCUUCUCUCCGUCAAAUACUUCUGCUACGUGUACUGUGUUGGAGCACAUUAAGUACAUGAACUUCACAACACAGAGUGGGGCCAAUGUUUUCUUUGAUGAAAACGGAGACUCAGUUGCCCAGUGCCGAGGUCUGUUUGCAGAGAGCCGUGUCCCCCAGGGACUCGAAGGCGAUAAAGAGUGUGCUGCUUCGACUGCUUUGAGUGCCCAGGAGGACAGUGGUAAUGAGACAAAUUCUCCCGACUGUUUGAUCUGUCCACCUGAAUUUUGGCCAAAUGAAAGAAAGACCAGUGUCUCCGAAGCCGACAAUUACCUCUCCUACAACGAGGAUCAUGGGGCACUUUUAACUGGACCCCAGGAGCUCAUAAAGAGACUCCCAUUUGUUAAAGCCAACAACUCGGAGCUGAGCUUCCUGCUGCUCUUCCUGAUGCUGUGCUUCUGUGCUCCCCUCACCUUCAUCAGCCGGCCCACUGAUUGGUCCUGCAUGCUGCGGCCUACUGCGUUCGACAUCACCUUCGUCCUUUGCAUCUCUUGUGUCCUGCGGAAAACUAUAGUGGUGUUAAUGGCCUUCAGGGCGACACUUCCAGGCAGAAAUAUGAUGAAAUGGUUCGGUCACUGCCAGCAGCUCAGUGUUCUGAGUUUCACCCUGGUUCAGGUUGUAAUUUGUGUACUUUGGCUCACAGCCAACCCUCCAUUCCCAAGGAUGGAACAUGAUAUACUAUAAAAAGAAAAGAUCAUCUUAGAGUGCGCUCUGAGGUCAGCUGUCGGGUUCUGGGCUGUGCUGGGUUACCGAGGACUUCUUGCUCUCUUGUGUUUUAUUCUUGCUUUUUUUGCCAGGAAGCUGCCAGACAGCUUUAAUGAGGCCAAACUGAUCACCUUCAGCAUGUUGAUAUUCUGUGCAGUCUGGAUCACAUUCAUCCCGGCAUAUGUCAGCUCUCCUGGGAAGUUCACUGUGGCUGUGGAGAUAUUUGCUAUUCUGGCCUCCAGCUUUGGCUUGCUGACAUGCAUUUUGUUCCCAAAAUGCUACAUUAUCUUAUUCAGGCCAGAACAAAACUCAAGGGAGCAUUUGAUGGGAAAAAUACCAAGGACACUUUGA
This is a messenger RNA of Hippoglossus stenolepis (Pacific halibut), 1968 nucleotides long. RefSeq names its product extracellular calcium-sensing receptor. The record is from RefSeq and is a predicted model, not a curated record. NCBI's taxonomy places the organism in Eukaryota, Metazoa, Chordata, Actinopteri, Pleuronectiformes, Pleuronectidae. Gene Ontology annotation, biological process: G protein-coupled receptor signaling pathway. Gene Ontology annotation, cellular component: membrane. Gene Ontology annotation, molecular function: G protein-coupled receptor activity.